Messenger RNA from Phycodurus eques (leafy seadragon), 1129 nucleotides. RefSeq names its product SNAP associated protein (gene snapin). The transcript has 4 exons. Gene Ontology annotation, molecular function: SNARE binding. The record is from RefSeq and is a predicted model, not a curated record. NCBI's taxonomy places the organism in Eukaryota, Metazoa, Chordata, Actinopteri, Syngnathiformes, Syngnathidae. Gene Ontology annotation, biological process: endosome to lysosome transport; lysosome localization; intracellular protein transport. Gene Ontology annotation, cellular component: synaptic vesicle; BORC complex; BLOC-1 complex. Bases 11 to 409 code for a protein of 132 amino acids.
UCGCUUGACAAUGAAAAUGGCUUCUGCGGUUUUUGUUGUUGACAGUUCCACUGGCAAAGAUGUUAUUGCUGAGGGGAUGCUCGACCUCUUAAAACCAGCCAUCCAACAACUGGACCUGCAUGUGCACUCUGUCAGAGAGAGCCAAGUUGAACUAAGGGAACACAUAGACAAUCUUGCCACAGAGUUAUGCCGGAUAAAUGAACAUCAAAAGGUGGCUCUAGACCUGGAUCCAUAUGUAAAGAAACUUCUCAAUGCAAGACGAAGAGUAGUACUUGUAAAUAACAUACUGCAGAAUGCUCAGGAGCGUCUGAGAAGACUCAACCAUAAUGUGGCGAAAGAGACAGCACGGAGAAAGACCAUGUUGGAGGCCUCAGGAGUGUUCACCUCACGCUCUCCCAGUAAACCCUGAGCAUCCAUGUCCUCUGCAAUACUGUGGAUUGCCCCAAUCUACAAGGACACAUCAAUACAGGCAUCUGUCCCUUGAAGAAGUUCACUCUUCCAUUGACCUGAAGCUUGCUCUUUGGUGAUAUGUUGAUGUCCUGCACUGCGUCAUCUGAUUAGUUUUGUGUUUAUGAUGAACCGUUUCCAAAAGUCUGAAGCCCAUAUAUGUUACCAAUUUGUAAACCGUUAGGUCUAAAUAUUUGGACCGUGGCAAAGUUUUUGUAGUUGUUUUCCCUUACACACCACAUAUUGGGAUUUACCUUUACUUCAAGAGGUUUCACAUUUACGUACAUGGGAUUUACUAGUCGGGUGUUACACUAUAUCACUAUCUUAUGUCCUUUUUCGGGCACCCAAAAAUAUUUGGACCAGAAUAUUCUUAACUUGAUAGCGACAUUCUGCCAUCGUCGUCCACUUUAUUUGUCAUGCAAUGAUUUACUGCAAAUAGCAACUCGAGAAGUUUUAAAGGCAAAUACUUCCAUUAUGGUGGUAUACAUGGGCAAUAUCAUACAAAUGAAUUAUCCAAAUGCUUUUGGAGCUAACUAUAUUAGUUCUACAAUGAAGAACUGUUAUGAUGUCUCCAGUUAGGCUGAAAAGAUGUUAAUGAUCAUGCCACACAAUCAUUUCCUGAUAAGCCCUUCCCCUCAAUGGUUUGGGGUUCUUCUGUGAAUGUAUAUCAAUAAAAACUGUG